CAUCAGUGCCCGCAAUCUGCGCUCCAUAGCGUGCUGCUUCCCCCAACUCCAGAUGCGCCUCUGGUCCUCAGUCUUGGGUGUCUAUCAGCGUCGAGGCGACACCUUCGCGCCCGCCGCCUUGCUCACCGAGCCCCAGGACCAGUGUGGCAGUUCUCAACGAUGGGUAGGAGGGACCUUGGCGGCGACCCCUAAAACAAUACCAUGCCCCGGGAUCCCUGCUGCUGCCGAGCCAGCUUCUUCCCUUUCCACCUCCCUGACCCUGUCGGAUUCGGAUGAGCCCAUUUCUAGGAGGAGACGCGGUCGACAGGUAAAGGGACAGCUGUGUCAGAUUGCCGAUUGUGCUUAAUUAAGACAUCCGUAGGCUGAUCCAUGCUGUCCUGAUCUACAACAGAAGUGAGUUCUGCCUACUGUGUUGGCACUGCUGAUAACUUGUCAUCACCCAUUGCCUGUGUGGAAAUUCUCCCUAUUGAAUUUUUUGCACAUGGAGGACAACAGCAAAGAGGGCAACACAGGCUGAUCAGAUCAGAGACAUCAGGAAGAUUAUUUUACUGCAUGCCCUCAGGGCAUUUCCUCUAGCUGGAGUUCUGGACUUUGUCAGAACCCUGUCCAAUCAUUUUGAUUUUACUAUCUGUUUUUUGUUUUUGUUUUUGUUUUUUUUUAAUUUUCCCCAUCACAUUGUGUUGUAUUUCUGUACUUCAGAAAUGGGCCUACAGACCACAAUGUGGCCCAGGCAUGGGGCUUUUUUUCUGAAAUCUUGGCUUCUUAUUUCCUUGGGGCUCUACUCACAAGUAUCAAAACUCCUGGCCUGCCCUAGUGUGUGCCGUUGUGAUAGGAACUUUGUCUACUGUAAUGAGCGAAGCUUGACCUCAGUGCCUCUUGGGAUCCCGGAGGGCGUAACCGUACUCUACCUCCACAACAACCAAAUUAAUAAUGCUGGAUUUCCUGCAGAGCUGCACAAUGUAAAGUCAGUGCACACGGUCUACCUUUAUGGCAACCAACUGGAUGAAUUCCCCAUGAACCUUCCCAAGAACGUCAGAGUCCUCCACUUGCAGGAAAACAAUAUCCAGACCAUCUCCCGGGCUGCUCUCGCCCAGCUCCUGAAGCUGGAAGAGCUGCACUUGGAUGACAACUCCAUAUCCACAGUGGGGGUGGAAGACGGGGCUUUCCGGGAGGCCAUCAGCCUCAAAUUAUUGUUUUUGUCUAAGAACCACCUGAGCAGUGUGCCUGUUGGGCUUCCCGUAGACUUGCAAGAGCUGAGAGUGGAUGAAAACCGAAUUGCCGUCAUAUCGGACAUGGCCUUUCAGAACCUCACAAGCUUGGAGCGUCUGAUUGUGGACGGGAAUCUCCUGACCAACAAGGGCAUUGCUGAAGGCACCUUCAGUCAUCUCACCAAGCUCAAGGAGUUUUCAAUUGUCCGUAAUUCACUCUCCCACCCCCCUCUCGAUCUCCCAGGUACACAUCUGAUCAGGCUGUAUCUGCAGGACAACCAAAUAAACCACAUCCCUUUGACGGCCUUCUCAAACCUCCGUAAGCUGGAAAGGCUGGAUAUAUCCAACAAUCAACUGCGAAUGUUGACUCAAGGGGUCUUUGAUAACCUCUCCAACCUGAAGCAGCUCACUGCUCGGAAUAACCCUUGGUUUUGUGAUUGCAGUAUUAAAUGGGUCACAGAAUGGCUCAAAUAUAUCCCCUCCUCUCUCAAUGUGCGAGGUUUCAUGUGCCAGGGUCCUGAGCAGGUCCGUGGGAUGGCUGUCAGGGAGUUGAAUAUGAAUCUUUUGUCAUGUCCGACUACGACCCCUGGCCUGCCUCUUUUUACCGCAGCCCCAAGUACACUUUCUCCAUCAACUCAGCUUCCCACUCUUUCUGUUCCAACCCCCAGUAGAGGUUAUACGCCUCCACCUCCUACCACAUCAACACUCCCCACCGUUCCUGACUGGGAUGGGAGGGAAAGAGUGACCCCGCCUAUUUCUGACCGGAUCCAGCUUUCUGUCCAUUUUGUGAACGAUACUUCAAUUCAGGUCAGCUGGCUCUCUCUCUUUACUGUGAUGGCGUACAAACUCACAUGGGUGAAAAUGGGCCAUAGUCUGGUAGGUGGUAUCGUUCAGGAACGCAUAGUAAGUGGUGAGAAGCAACAUCUGAGCCUGGUUAAUUUAGAGCCUAGAUCCACCUACCGGAUUUGUUUAGUGCCCCUGGAUGCAUUUAACUACCGCACUGUAGAAGAUACCAUCUGCUCCGAGGCCACCACCCAUGCCUCCUAUUUGAACAAUGGCAGCAACACUGCAUCCAGCCAUGAGCAGACAACCUCCCACAGCCUGGGUUCCCCCUUUCUGCUGGCAGGCCUGAUUGGGGGUGCAGUGAUAUUUGUGCUCGUGGUCUUGCUCAGUGUCUUUUGCUGGCACAUGCACAAAAAGGGGCGCUACACCUCCCAGAAGUGGAAAUACAACCGGGGCCGGCGGAAAGAUGACUAUUGUGAGGCAGGCACUAAGAAGGACAACUCCAUCUUGGAGAUGACAGAAACCAGUUUUCAGAUUGUCUCCUUAAAUAAUGAUCAGCUCCUUAAAGGAGAUUUCAGACUGCAACCCAUUUACACCCCAAAUGGGGGCAUUAAUUACACAGACUGCCAUAUCCCCAACAACAUGCGAUACUGCAGCAGCAGUGUGCCAGACCUGGAGCACUGCCAUACGUAACAGCUAGAGGCCCAGUGUUGUAGUGGCGGACAACCGAACGCUUGAGAACACAUACGUAUGUGCACAUAAAGACACGCAAAUUACAUUUGAUAAAUGUUACACAGAUGCAUUUGUGCAUUUGAAUACUCUGUAAUUUAUACGGUGUACUAUAUAAUGGGAUUUAAAAAAAAGUGCUAUCUUUUCUAUUUCAAGUUAAUUACAAACAGUUUUGUAACUCUUUGCUUUUUAAA
Molecule: messenger RNA, 2914 nt
Organism: Castor canadensis (American beaver)
Lineage: Eukaryota; Metazoa; Chordata; Mammalia; Rodentia; Castoridae
Source: RefSeq, a predicted model, not a curated record